Molecule: messenger RNA, 616 nt
Organism: Phyllotreta striolata
Lineage: Eukaryota; Metazoa; Arthropoda; Insecta; Coleoptera; Chrysomelidae
Source: the annotation of a GenBank genome assembly
UGAAACUAGGCUUCAUACUGGCUAGUUUCACAUUAAUAAUAUGAAUCAAGAUGAACGGUUCUCGAAUCACGUCCGGCUGUUUUGCCAAGGAUACAACUUGACCAUUAGGCCCAACGGGGAAAUUGUUGGGACUGAUAACAACACAGAUCCAGACAGUUUGAUAGAGAUCAAAUCAGGAGGUAAUGUGAGUCUCGUAAGGCUUCUAGGUAUCCAUUCCAAUCUGUACGUGUGCUUCGAUUACAACGGGCAAUUAUACGGAGAGAGUGACCCAACAAACGAAGGGACAAUAUUUAAAGAAUCAUUCAGUGGAUCUUACAAUACUUACCAAACGACGAUGCAUUCCAAAGGUUGGUUUAUCGGGUUAAAGAAGAGCGGUCAGGCGAAGGAGGGAUACCGAACGAAAGAUGGACAAAAGUCUGUACGUUUCUUACCCAUUAGAUUUAAGACUCGAGCUUGUUCUAACAGGCACGGUUUAAUUCGCAAGUACGGCUUGAAUUUGUGCCGUCAAUGCUUCAGAGAAUACGCAUCAGACAUUGGAUUUAAGAAGCUGGACUAAAAAGGGAGAGUUGAUUUAUAAUGUAAGAAUUUCAUUUAAAUAAAAAUGUAAAAAUAUAAA